AUGGGCGCGACCCACGACCCAGCAGCCAACAGCUACUUCAUGGCUAUCGCUGGGAAAUUUAAUGAUGGCGCACAGCAUUUUGAGGCACAACUCGACUCAAGCCAGCAAGAAAUCCGAGUGCUGGUCCUGCACCCUGGGAACUUUCAUGACCCGAUAAAUUGCACGCUGGGAACCGUUUCCCUGAAGAGUUGCCCGCAUUUCAACGCCUUGUCGUACGUUUGGGGAGACUCCCGCCUGAGGGGCGACAUCGUCCUCAACGGCGUUCCUAUCACCGUCACCCGCAACCUGGAAACAGCCCUCCGCCACCUGAGAAGCCACCCGAAACAUCAUGUCGACACCACGGCGACCCCUCUCUGGGUCGACGCCGUGUGCAUCAACCAGGAGGAUUUUGAUGAGAGAAACGAGCAAGUGCGGAUGAUGAGGGACAUCUACAGCCUCGCAGAUCGAGUAGUCAUAUGGCUGGGCGAGGGCAACGCCGAUUCCGACUGGGCCAUGGAGCGCUUCAGCGACCACAGCUUCCGUGAUUCCCUUCCCUCUCUGGGCGCGGAUCCUCGUCGUCUCACAGAUGACCAGGUCAAGGCCAGUUUGAUAUUGGGGGAGAAAUCUGGGCCGCCGCCCGUGGUGGACGAGGAUCUGGGUUCUCCAGGAGAUGGUUCUGGCCUCCAAAGACCCGGUCCUGCAAUGAAUUGCAUCGAGUCGACCGAGAAAGGUGAGGGAAUCGCUAGACAGGUCAAAUCGCUCCCUUUCAUCAUCACCUCCAUUUACCGGUGGGUACGGAUCCGUGAGCGAUACCAUCAGCUGGGACCAAUGGCUUUCACGGAGAUCUUCCCGGCCUUGUUGUCCUGCCGUGCGACCGACAAUCAUGAUCUCGUCUACGGAACGUUAGGUCUUGCUUCACUUGAGGAGUCAAUGAAGAUCACCAUCGACUACCGAAAGCCCGUAGAAGAGGUCUACCGCGAGGUGAUGUCAAUCAUAUGGACUUCAAACCCUAUCACGUCGUUACGCGGGGCACAAUCCAUUAUGUGGCUCGGAGAUGACACUGAAGACGAGAUUUCAUCCAUCCUCUCUCACACAAUUCCUUCAUUUUCCUUCAAUUUCCGCGGCGGCGAUGGUCCCUCCUGGAUCCCUGAUUUCGCGGCCCAGUAUGAUCUCGAGAGUGAGCCAUUUAGCGGCUCGGGCUUGCUCGGCAGCGGCCCUUGGAAUGAUCCAGAACAAGUCGAGAUAUCGCAAGAUAAACAAAUCCUCAGAGUCAGAGGCAUCAGGCUUGACGUUGUUGAUAAGGCGAUCCAUGUCUUAUGUUUCUAUGGCUUCAGCCCAGAUCAGACGGAACCAGGCGACGUUAAUCUCCUAAAGAGCGCUGAAAAGAUGAUAACGGAGGGCAAACAACGAUCUGUACCAAGAAGCUCACAUUUGCACCCCUUGGACCAAUUACGCCACCGACAGAAGGUCCCAGAAUUUCUUGCGUUGGCCGAAGACGCCAUCGCGUCCGACCCAGAACUUGACCUGAACAUGCUCUGGGAGGUGCUGCUCGAGAGACAGGAGAUGCCCCGGUCUUGGCUGCCUGAGGAGAGUCGGGAGGAAGAGGACCAUGAUGAAAUCAAGACGGCCAUGCUCAGCCCGCUUGUUGAAGGUCUUGACCGUAGAUUGAGCACUCGCAAAGUCUUCAUCACGGAGUAUGGCUUCGCAGGGGUGGGGACAGCAAAUCUGGAGGAACAAGACAUUCUUGUUUUACCCUCCGGAGCUGCGUGCUUCUAUAUACUCCGUCCGGCGUAUGAAGGUUACCAGAUGAUUGGAUUCGCCUAUGUCUCGGGGCUAAUGGACUUCCAGCAGCUUCGAGCUUGUUACGAGCAAGGAGUAUUGGCUCUUCAAACCUUUGAUAUUUGUUAG
Molecule: messenger RNA, 1887 nt
Organism: Diaporthe citri
Lineage: Eukaryota; Fungi; Ascomycota; Sordariomycetes; Diaporthales; Diaporthaceae
Exons: 3
Coding region: 1-1887 (628 amino acids)
Source: RefSeq, a predicted model, not a curated record